Nothobranchius furzeri (turquoise killifish) is the source of this 864-nucleotide messenger RNA. RefSeq names its product baculoviral IAP repeat containing 5b (gene birc5b). The record is from RefSeq and is a predicted model, not a curated record. Lineage: Eukaryota; Metazoa; Chordata; Actinopteri; Cyprinodontiformes; Nothobranchiidae.
AAGAACACCUAUCUUGUUGAUUUAAUGAGACUUCAUUCAAGAAGUGCCUGUUUUCAGAUUUUAUUUCGGUUUUUGAACGAGAUAAAGGUGUUUGGGAGACUUUGAGGUUUUUUAUUUAUUUAUUUAUUUAUUUCCCUGUUUGGUUUUGUUUUGUUUUGAGAAUGCUGUUCCAGUCCACACUCCACUAGUUGGUGGCGGUAAUGCACCGUUCGUUGUUUGCCAACUGCCAAUAAACCCCAGAAGAAGAAGAAGAAGAAGAACACCUGUGCAGGUGUGCAGAACGUUCAGCAUGUGUCUUCCUCAACACCGACCCUGGAAAUCAAACUAAUCUGAGUCAGUUUGUAUCCAAAAACAUGGCAAGGAGAGACGAGCUGACAACAAGGUUCCUAGCUUACGAUAAAAUGUACUGUCUUGAUAUGCGUGAGCAAAGUUUUACAGACUGGCCUUUCAGAGAAGACUGUAACUGCACACCUGAAAAGAUGGCCACGGCCGGCUUUGUCCACUGCCCCAGUGAGAACGAGCCUGACGUCACCUGCUGCUUCUUCUGUCUGCUGGAGCUGGAGGGCUGGGAGCCAGAUGAUGAUCCCUGGUAUGAGCAUGAAAAACGUUCCCCUAACUGUGGCUUCUUAUCCAUGAAGAAAUGCUUCACUGAGCUAACCAUGUCUGAGUUCUGUGACUUGGAGAAAGAGAGGAUGAAGACGUACAUGAGGAAGAUUUGUCAUAAGAAUAUGGCAUUUAUGAGAGAAAAAAUAGACAGAAUGCUCGAAGAUCUGAAAUCACGCUUGGAAUCGAUAUAAUAAUUUUUUUAUUUGUUUUUUUUUAUGUGAAGUAAGGUCUAUAAACUGAAUAAAGGAAUUCUUAACA